Molecule: messenger RNA, 3859 nt
Organism: Theobroma cacao (cacao)
Lineage: Eukaryota; Viridiplantae; Streptophyta; Magnoliopsida; Malvales; Malvaceae
Gene: ETO1
Product: tetratricopeptide repeat (TPR)-containing protein
Biological process (GO): negative regulation of ethylene-activated signaling pathway
Molecular function (GO): protein binding
Source: RefSeq, a predicted model, not a curated record
CACACACACACACAAAGGAAAAAAUAUCAUACAGAGGUGAUUGAAAGGCAGAGAGAUAGAGAGAGAGAGAGAGAGAGAGAGAGAAACAGAGAGUGGCCGUUUCAACGGCCACCUACACCUCAAACAACUUCUGGUUGGCCGCUAACGUGAUUAUUUCCUCCUCCCUAAAUUCAACUCUCCAUUUCCAGAGUACCAUUUUCUUUCUUUGUGCUUUCUCUCAAUUUUCUCGUGAAAAGAAAAAGAUUCCCAGAGGGGAGAGAAAGGCAAAAACUUGAGCAGAAAAAGUCCCUAGCUUUAUAUUUUUUUUUUAUAGCACAAUUGAGCCCUGCAUCACCAUCGUGUUCUCAGCCUCUGUUUACCUGAGCUGUGGUGUUGUGCAGGUAAAUUUGUUUUGGCAUUCAUUUCGUUUAUAUUUCCAGAUCUUCUAUUUUUGUUUCAUUUUUUUUUCUGGGUCUGGAAACUUGUUGAAGUUUUGAUUUUUGUACCAUUAGAGAAAUUCUUUCCUUUUGCUUUCCUUGAUGCGAACAAAUAUGCAGCAUAAUAUAUUCACCACAAUGCGUAGUUUAAAGCUUAUAGAUGGAUGUAAAGGCACGCAAGUUUAUGCGCUUAACACCACCGGUGGUGGUGGUGGUGGCGGUACCACCGCUGGUAGUGGAGCUGGAGGAGUCGGUGAAAAACUAUUCCACCAACUUCAAGACCAUCUUAGAGCUAAUUCGAUUCGAUCCAAAUCGAGUCGAAAUUAUCAAGCAUCUAAUACCCCUGCUGUUGUAACUGAAACCCUGCUUCCUUAUGGCCUCCCUGUCUCCGAUCUCCUUGAGCCCCAGAUCGAAUCAUGCCUAAAGUUCGUUGAUUUUAUCGAAACUAUUGCUGAUGUGUAUCGUAGGAUUGAGAAUUGUCCUCAAUUUGAGAAAUCAGGAAUGUUUAUAGAGGAAUGUGCAAUUUUUAGGGGAUUAUCUGAUCCGAAACUGUUCCGGCGGAGCCUUCGGUCAGCCAGGCAGCAUGCCGUAGAUGUGCAUUCUAAGAUUGUGCUAGCAGCAUGGUUGAGGUAUGAGAGGAGGGAGGAUGAGCUUGUUGGCACAUCUUCAAUGGAUUGUUGCGGAAGAAACAUUGAGUGCCCUAAGGCUACCUUGGUAGCUGGUUAUAAUCCGGAAUCUAUUUAUGAUCCUUGUAUAUGUUCUAGAACUCCUCAAGGGGAAUUUGACGAUGAUCUUUCAGUGGCGGAUGAGGAAUGUUCCACUUCUGAUGACAGCGGGGAUAUGUCAUUUUGUAUUGGAGAUGACGAGAUUAGGUGUAUACGGUCCAAUAUUGCCUCGUUAUCAACACCAUUUAGAACAAUGUUGUGCGGUGGUUUCAGGGAGUCAAGAAGAGAGAGGAUAAAUUUUACCAACAAUGGUAUUUCAGCAGAGGGAAUGAGAGCUGCUGAGGUAUAUAGCAGGACAAAAAGAUUAGAUUGUUUUGAUCCACAAAUUGUUUUGGAGCUUCUUUCUUUCUCAAAUAGGUUUUGUUGCGACAAUUUGAAGUCUGCUUGUGAUGCUUAUUUAGCAUCUUUGGUAAAUGAGAUGGAGGACGCACUGUUGUUAAUUGAGCAUGGGUUGGCAGAAAAUGCGUAUCUUCUUGUGGCAGCUUGCUUGCAGGUUUUCUUGAGGGAGCUCCCAAAUUCAAUGCACAGUCCUAAUGUGAUGAAAUUAUUUUGUAAUUCAGAUGCAAGGGAAAGAUUGGCUCAAGUUGGGCAUGCUUCCUUUUUGUUGUAUUACUUCUUGAGCCAGAUUGCAAUGGAGGAAGAUAUGAAAUCUAACACUACUGUGAUGCUUCUAGAGAGGUUGACAGAGUGUGCGACAGAAAGUUGGCAGAAACAACUUGCAUAUCACCAGUUAGGUGUUGUGAUGCUUGAGAGAAAAGAGUACAAAGAUGCUCAAAAUUGGUUUGAGACAGCUUUUAAGUCUGGUCAUAUAUAUUCAUUAGUGGGUGCCGCAAGGGCCAAAUUCAAGCGUGGCCACAAGUAUUCAGCAUACAAGCUGAUUAACUCACUCAUUUCAGAUUAUAAGCCAGUUGGAUGGAUGUAUCAGGAACGCUCUUUGUAUUGUAGUGGGAAGGAGAAGAUGUUGGAUUUAGAAAUGGCUACAGAAUUGGAUCCAACCCUUUCUUUCCCAUACAAGUACCGGGCAGUUUCGUUGUUGGAGGUCAACAAGAUUGGAGCAGCCAUCUCAGAAAUCAAUAAAAUAAUCGGUUUCAAGGUGUCCCCUGACUGCCUUGAGUUGCGGGCCUGGAUUUCUAUUGCCAUGGAGGAUUAUGAAGGAGCUCUUAGAGAUGUCCGGGCACUUCUGACUUUAGAGCCAAAUUACAUGAUGUUUCAUGGAAAAAUGCAUGGUGAUCACUUGGUGGAGCUCCUCUGUCCUCUUGUUCAGCAGUGGAGUCAGGCUGACUGCUGGAUGCAAUUGUAUGACCGAUGGUCUUCUGUCGAUGAUAUAGGUUCCCUAGCUGUUGUACACCAUAUGUUGGCAAAUGACCCUGGAAAGAGCCUCUUACGGUUUAGGCAGUCUCUCCUUCUUUUAAGGUUAAAUUGUCAAAAGGCUGCAAUGCGUAGUCUACGGUUGGCUAGAAACCAUUCUACUUCAGAGCAUGAAAGGCUUGUUUAUGAAGGAUGGAUAUUGUAUGACACUGGCCACCGUGAGGAAGCACUAGCUAAGGCAGAGGAGUCAAUCUCCAUCCAGAGAUCAUUUGAAGCUUUCUUCCUUAAAGCAUAUGCUUUAGCAGAUUCCAGUCUUGAUCAAGAGUCUUCAUUAUAUGUUAUCCAACUUCUUGAGGAUGCUCUUAGAUGCCCUUCAGAUGGGCUUCGUAAAGGACAAGCAUUGAAUAAUUUAGGUAGUGUAUAUGUAGACUGUGAAAAGCUAGAUCUUGCUGCUGAUUGCUACAUGAAUGCACUCAACAUCAAGCAUACACGAGCUCAUCAGGGUCUAGCACGGGUAUUUCAUCUCAAAAAUCAGCGUAAAGCUGCAUAUGAUGAGAUGACAAAGCUGAUAGAGAAGGCACGUAACAAUGCUUCAGCUUAUGAGAAGCGUUCAGAGUACUGUGACCGUGACAUGGCAAAGAGUGAUCUUAUUAUGGCAACACAAUUAGAUCCUUUGAGGACAUAUCCAUACAGAUACAGGGCAGCAGUUCUAAUGGAUGAUCACAAAGAAAAUGAAGCUAUAGCAGAGCUCACAAAAGCAUUAGCUUUCAAGCCAGACCUGCAGCUACUACAUCUUCGAGCUGCUUUCCACGAUUCAAUGGGUGCUUAUAUAUCUGCGGUUAGAGAUUGUGAAGCAGCCCUUUGCCUUGAUCCCAACCAUACCGAAACUCUUGAGCUAUAUAAUAAAGUUCGUGAUCAGGUUAAAGAACAGAAGUGAGAAAAUCAGAUGCCUAUAAUCAUUCCUCUCUUCAUCGUCUACCGUUGGUAACCUGAUUGUUGCCACCCUUUUUCUUUCAAAUAUUUUUGUUCAAUUACAAGGGCACCAUUAGUUUUUUGGAUUUUGUCUCUAGAAAAUUCAGAAGCACUGCCUAGGCCUUGGGGUGAAAUGGAACUCAGGAGGAAAGAAAAAGGAAAGUGUAUGGUUUAAAAGGAAAAGGAGAAAAGGGAAACUAGACAAAAGAUAGCUUGUAAAUAUUUGUUUUCUGUGUUAUGGAUUGAACCAAUCAAUGAUAUAAAGAGUCCAGGCAUGCGGCUGAUGCUGCUACUGCCCUAUAUAUUUCUCCGUCAGGGCGGUGCCAAUGCUACAGCCAAAAGAGACAUGUAAAUGAAACUGCAGAAGUCUGUCCACUCUGAGAGAUUUUACAUUCUGUUGGCUUUUUUGCUAUACCUUAUGCAUUCUACCUCUUCUCA